Molecule: messenger RNA, 3678 nt
Organism: Capsicum annuum
Lineage: Eukaryota; Viridiplantae; Streptophyta; Magnoliopsida; Solanales; Solanaceae
Product: F-box/LRR-repeat protein 15
Exons: 17
Coding region: 477-3437 (986 amino acids)
Molecular function (GO): protein binding
Source: RefSeq, a predicted model, not a curated record
UGCAAUUUAGAAACUUUUCAUCUCGUCAUAUUUGAUUUGGGAGAGAUAAAUGGUGAGAUAUUAGAAAGGAAAAAAGUACCUCCGUCCUCCAUUGCCUUUACAGUUGCCCCCACGCCCCUCACAAAUUUCGCCGAUCCUUUCAAAGCUCAAUCCCAAGAAGCGUCACCGCUGCCAGCCUUCGAUCCUUCAAAAAUCUGAUCAGAUCUAUUUUUUUUUCUUUCACUACAUUCCUCACACUGAUUCCUCUCUCUUAUAUAAUACAAUAUUGUUUUCUGUUACUUCAUUCUCCGGUUUAUCUACAAAAAGAAUUUAUUAGAGUCGCUGAACUACCUAAUUUGUGUGCUUUCUUCUGAAAAAUGGAGUUGUUUUGGUGUAGUUUGUUGUAUAGUUAGGGUUUUUUCUUGGGGAGAACUUUCUAGAUCGCGAGCUAGGGUUUCUGAAGAUCUUCGAUUCAUUGGUGUGUUGUGAGUGAGUGUAUGAGGAUUUGGCGUUGUUUAUGUUUUGGAGAAGAAAAAGAUAAUAAGAAGGGCUACAAGAGUAUGAAAGACACGAUUUUGGGGAUUAAGGGCGAGGAAUCGCCAGAUGAUAGUCCGGCAUUUGACUGUAGGAGGGUUUUUGACGGUGUCGGUGUUGCGGCAGCGCUGACGCCACAGGUCGAAGCUGCUGGUAAUGUUGGUGUUCGGAGGAACGAGAAGAUCGAUUUUGAUAUCAAGUGGUUAUCCAGUGAAGUGGAGGUGAGGAAUGAGAAUUAUAGUGGUGACAGAAUGUUGAAUGUUAAUUUGAAUUUGGGGUUGAGUGGAGAGGCUUCAUCCUCAACAGUGCAGAAAGAGGAUUCUGAUCGUGAUACCCAUAGUAAAAGGCCCAAAGUUAACGCCUUUUCUCUGGAUUGGGACAACCACUUGUUGCAGGAGACCAAUCUUUUUUGUCCCAUGAAUGAGGGCGGUGGAGAUGUGAGUUUAUCAAACUUAUUUGGUGCAUCAAAUGAUGAGGGGAGAGAUAUUAAAAUGGAGGAUUUAGAUAUGCGGAUGGAUCUUACUGAUGACUUGUUGCAUAUGGUCUUCUCUUUUUUGGACCAUAUUGAUCUUUGUCGAGCUGCAAGUGUUUGUAGGCAGUGGAGAGCUGCUAGCUCUCAUGAAGAUUUUUGGCGGUAUUUGAAUUUUGAGAACAAGCAUAUUUCCUCAAAUCAAUUUGAGGACAUGUGUCAGCGAUACCCAAAUGCAACAGCCGUCAAUUUAUAUGGAGCUCUUAAUAUUCACCCAUUAGCAAUGAAAGUUGUUUCUUCAUUAAGAAAUCUCGAUGCUCUGACAUUGGGCAGAGGUCAGUUGGGGGAAACAUUUUUUCAAGCCUUAACAGAUUGCCAUGUGUUGAAGAGUUUGAUCAUUAAUGAUGCCACUCUUGGGAAUGGGAUUCAGGAGAUACCAAUUUAUCAUGAUAGGUUGCAUCUUCUGCAGCUUGUGAAGUGUCGUGUGCUUCGAGUUUCUAUCAGAUGUCCGCAACUUGAAACAUUAUCACUUAAGCGCAGUAGCAUGCCACAUGCGGUCCUUAAUUGUCCUCUUUUACAUGACCUUGAUAUAGCUUCAUGUCACAAACUUUCUGAUGCUGCUAUUCGUUCGGCAGCCACAGCAUGCCCUCUUUUAGAGUCUUUGGAUAUGUCAAACUGUUCUUGCGUCAGUGAUGAAACAUUGCGAGAAAUAGCUCAAACUUGUGGAAAUCUUCGAGUUUUGGAUGCUUCAUACUGCCCAAACAUUUCUCUUGAGUCUGUGAGGCUGGUGAUGCUGACUGUUCUCAAGCUUCAUAGUUGUGAGGGCAUAACAUCAGCUUCCAUGGCUGCCAUAGCCCACAGCUAUAUGUUAGAGGUUUUGGAGCUUGAUAAUUGCAGUUUAUUGACAUCAGUGUCCUUGGAUCUUCCUCGCCUUCAGAAUAUCAGACUAGUACAUUGUCGCAAGUUCAUUGACUUCAACUUGCAUUGUGGAAUGUUAUCAUCAAUUACUGUUUCUAAUUGCCCACUGCUCCAACGAAUCAAUCUAACUUCAGGUGCACUCAAAAAAUUAGUUUUGCAGAAGCAGGAAAGCUUGGCAACAAUUGCAUUACAGUGUCCGAAUUUGCUAGAAGUAGAUCUUACUGAGUGCGAAUCGCUCACCAAUUCUAUCUGUGAAGUUUUCAGUGAUGGUGGUGGCUGUCCUAUGCUUAAAUCCUUAGUUCUAGAUAGUUGCGAGAGCUUAACAUUUGUGGCCUUCUGCAGUACUUCCUUGGUUUCUCUUUCACUUGCUGGUUGCCGUGCUUUAGUUUCUCUUGAACUCAGGUGCCCAUGUCUUGAUGAAGUCUCUUUAGAUGGUUGUGAUCAUCUUGAAGUAGCAUCAUUUUGCCCAGUUGGUCUUAGGUCACUUAAUCUUGGUAUAUGCCCUAAAAUGAAUGUGCUCCAUAUUGAAGCUCCACAAAUGGUUUCACUUGAGCUGAAGGGCUGUGGUGUGUUAUCUGAAGCAUCUAUUAACUGUCCCCUCUUAACCUCUUUUGAUGCUUCAUUCUGCAGCCAACUCAAGGAUGACUGUUUAACUGCCACAACUUCGUCAUGUCCCCUCAUCGAGUCGUUAGUAUUAAUGUCAUGUCCAUCUGUUGGCUGUGAUGGACUCCUCUCUUUGCAUUCCCUCCCAAACUUGACCUACCUUGAUCUAUCAUAUACGUUUUUGGUUACCUUGCAACCUGUUUAUGAAUCAUGCUUGCAGUUAAAGGUCCUAAAGUUGCAAGCAUGCAAGUAUCUCACUGAUACAUCUUUGGAACCUCUCUAUAAAGAAAAUGCUCUCCCUGCCCUUUGUGAGUUGGAUUUGUCGUAUGGGACCCUAUGCCAAUCGGCCAUCGAGGAAUUGCUUGCUUGCUGCACACAUUUGACUCAUGUCAGCUUGAAUGGAUGUAUUAAUAUGCAUGAUUUAAAUUGGGGAUUUACUGGUGACCAACUGUUGCAUAUACCCAGUGUUAGUAUAGCACCUAAUGCAUCUUCCUUGGGAGAACAACAUUUGCCAAGUGAACUACCAAAGCGUUUGCUAGAGAACCUAAACUGUGUAGGUUGCACUAAUAUAAAAAAGGUGGUUAUUCCAAUGGCACAAGGUUUCCUUUUGUCAUCGUUAAACCUUUCCCUGUCUGCGAAUUUGAAGGAGGUUGAUAUAGCUUGUUACAACUUGUGUGUUCUCAAUUUGAGCAAUUGUUGUUCAUUGGAAUCGUUGCAACUGGAAUGUCCCAGAUUGGGUAGCCUCUUCCUUCAGUCCUGCAACAUUGACGAGGAAGCUGUCGAAGCUGCCAUAUCACGAUGUAUGAUACUUGAGACGCUUGACGUACGCUUUAAUCCCAAGAUUUGUCCACUGGGCAUGACGAGGUUGCGUGUUGCAUGUCGUGUUGCAUGUCCCAGUUUGAAACGUAUCUUCAGCAGCCUAGUCCCAUCGUGAGGCGAUGAAAUUCGGAUAUAUUUGUGUAGGCUGGCUAUUAGCAAUAUGUUUGAGGUUCAUGUUUUAUGUAUAGUUAAACUAUAUAUGUGGCUCUGUGAUUAGUGAACGUACAACGAGCUUCAUACAUAUAACACCUUAGUAUUUUGUCGUUGGCUUUCACAUUUUAUGAUUUGGUUGAACACACUUAAUGCAACUUUAUUCCAAUCAAUAAAGAAAUAAAACUAGAACUUGUAUGGGGCAA